AUGGGUAUCAAUGCGUUCUGUAACAACAACACGAUGGGUAUCAAUACGUUCUGUAACAACACGAUGGGCAUCAAUACGUUCUGUAACAACACGAUGGGUAUCAAUCGUUCUCUUAACACGAUGGGUAUCAAUACGUUCUGUAACAACAACACGAUGGGUAUCAAUACGUUCUGUAACAACACGAUGGGUAUCAAUACGUUCUGUAACAACACGAUGGGUAUCAAUACGUUCUGUAACAACACGAUGGGUAUCAAUACGUUCUGUAACAACACGAUGGGCAUCAAUACGUUCUGUAACAACACGAUGGGCAUCAAUACGUUCUGUAACAACACGAUGGCUCCCCUUUCUCUCUCUCUCUCUCCAGAGGCAGAGCAUGGCUAUGCAUCAGUGUUGCCCUUCUACUGUCCAGGGGACUCUGAAAAGAAGAGUAGGCAGAAGAACAAGAGGCUGCAGGCUGCCGGUAGUAACAGGACAGUCCAUAAUGAGUUGGAGAAGCACAGACGUGCUCAGUUGAGACACCACCUGGAACAGUUGAAGCAGCAGGUUCCUCAGGUGUCUGACUCCAUGAGAAACACCACCCUGAACCUGCUGAGACGGGCUCAGACACACAUCAAGAAGCUGCAGGAUCAGGAUGAACGUGCAGAGCAGUUGAAGGGUCGUCUGCGUUGGGAGCAGAGAGAGCUGAGGGUGAGGCUAGAGCAGCUCCAGGGACAUGGAGGCCUGGGGGGUCUGACUGGUCUGGGCCCUGGGGGUCUGACUGGUCUGGGCCCUGGGGGUCUGACUGGUCUGGGCCCUGGGGGUCAGGGAGGAGCUGGAGCAGUCUCAGAGAGGAUGAGGAACGACAGCCUGGGAUCAGCAGCCAUGUCCUCUUCAGAGAGAUCUGACUCUGACAGAGAAGACGUGGAGGUUGAUGUGGAGAGUAUAGUGUUUGACUGUCUGGACUCUGAUGGACUGGGGACGGUCCCUCACUCAGGCACAGAUCACUGUUACUCCAGCAGCCUCGCCUGGGCCGGGCUAUGACCUACCUACCACUGUAUACACACGCCUCUGGGAGGGACACACACCGGCCUCUGGGAGGGACACACCGGCCUCUGGGAGGGACACACCGGCCUCUGGGAGGGACACACCGGCCUCUGGGAGGGACACACCGGCCUCUGGGAGGGACACACCGGCCUCUGGGAGGGACACACACCGGCCUCUGGGAGGGACACACACCGGCCUCUGGGAGGGACACACCGGCCUCUGGGAGGGACACACCGGCCUCUGGGAGGGACACACCGGCCUCUGGGAGGGACACACCGGCCUCUGGGAGGGACACACAGGCCUCUGGGAGGGACACACCGGCCUCUGGGAGGGACACACCGGCGUCUGGGAGGGACACACCGGCCUCUGGGAGGGACACACCGGCCUCUGGGAGGGACACACCGGCCUCUGGGAGGGACACACACGCCUCUGGGAGGGACACACCGGCCUCUGGGAGGGACACACACGCCUCUGGGAGGGACACACACGCCUCUGGGAGGGACACACCGGCCUCUGGGAGGGACACACCGGCCUCUGGGAGGGACACACCGGCCUCUGGGAGGGACACACCGGCCUCUGGGAGGGACACACCGGCCUCUGGGAGGGACACACCGGCCUCUGGGAGGGACACACACGCCUCUGGGAGGGACACACACGCCUCUGGGAGGGACACACCGGCCUCUGGGAGGGACACACACGCCUCUGGGAGGGACACACCGGCCUCUGGGAGGGACACACCGGCGUCCUACGUCGGACUUUAAAGGGACGAGCGUUGGAGUGACGUCACUUGACGUAAGACGCCGGGGACACAAAGGACAAAAAAAUAAGGAAAGAAGAGAAUGAGGAACAACCUCAACAUUACUGAACAGGAGGAACAACCUCAACAUUACUGAACAGGACAGGAGGAACAACCUCAACAUUACUGAACAGGAGGAACAACCUCAACAUUACUGAACAGGACAGGAGGAACAACCUCAACAUUACUGAACAGGAGGAACAACCUCAACAUUACUGAACAGGACAGGAGGAACAACCUCAACAUUACUGAACAGGAAAGGAGGAACAACCUCAACAUUAAUGAACAGGAGGAACAACCUCAACAUUACUGAACAGGACAGGAGGAACAACCUCAACAUUACUGAACAGGAGGAACAACCUCAACAUUACUGAACAGGAGGAACAACCUCAACAUUACUGAACAGGAGGAACAACCUCAACAUUACUGAACAGGAGGAACAACCUCAACAUUACUGAACAGGACAGGAGGAACAACCUCAACAUUACUGAACAGGAGGAACAACCUCAACAUUACUGAACAGGACAGGAGGAACAACCUCAACAUUACUGAACAGGAGGAACAACCUCAACAUUACUGAACAGGAGGAACAACCUCAACAUUACUGAACAGGAGGAACAACCUCAACAUUACUGAACAGGAGGAACAUUACUGUACUGGAGGAACAUUACUGUACUGGAGGAACAUUACUGUACUGGAGGAACAUUACUGUACUGGAGGACUACACACAACAACAACCGGGGAAAAGUGAUCACUUUUCAAAACAUUUGACUUGAUCUAACUUCUCGUUCAGCUCUGACUUACUGUGAGCUGGAUCUGUUUUUAAAAUAUAUAUUUUGCUCAAAUCUCUGAGCAGGUUUAAAAAAAAAAAAAUAAUAAUAAUCUUAGUCUGACCUCUUAAACAGCAUCAAA
Oncorhynchus nerka (sockeye salmon) is the source of this 2731-nucleotide messenger RNA. RefSeq names its product max dimerization protein 3-like. NCBI's taxonomy places the organism in Eukaryota, Metazoa, Chordata, Actinopteri, Salmoniformes, Salmonidae. Bases 1 to 1020 code for a protein of 339 amino acids. Gene Ontology annotation, biological process: regulation of transcription by RNA polymerase II. The transcript is spliced from 7 exons. Gene Ontology annotation, molecular function: RNA polymerase II cis-regulatory region sequence-specific DNA binding; protein dimerization activity; DNA-binding transcription factor activity, RNA polymerase II-specific. The record is from RefSeq and is a predicted model, not a curated record.